Scomber scombrus (Atlantic mackerel) is the source of this 7531-nucleotide messenger RNA. It is a transcript of the gene cmip, whose product is annotated as c-Maf inducing protein. NCBI's taxonomy places the organism in Eukaryota, Metazoa, Chordata, Actinopteri, Scombriformes, Scombridae. The coding region runs from base 602 to 3058 and encodes 818 amino acids. The record is from RefSeq and is a predicted model, not a curated record. Gene Ontology annotation, cellular component: cytosol; nucleoplasm. The transcript is spliced from 21 exons.
UGUCGGAGAGUGCUGGCUCCUUUACACCAAGAUAGGGGGAAAAGACUGAAUAAAAGGAAACCGUGCCAGUGAGCCUGUAAUGACCACAAAACCCCACGGAGGAGCCUAAAAACACCGCCAUUGGAUAUUUCUCCCUUUUCUCUCGUUCUUCUCAUGCGUUCCUCGCUGUGGAUUAUUGUGUUUGGCACCGGGGCGGACGGAAUGGAUAAGGCCAUGGCCCUAACAUAUUGAAUAGCUCGUUGGUGGUGGUGGGGGGGAGGCGAGACGCGCACCGUGGAGACAAUUCAUGGGGCAUUGUGCGGGGAGGAAAAUGGUGGAUUAUUUGCACUGUAUCAUAAAAUCCUUCCAUUGUGUGGAUAUCCUGAUAUAAGACACUGUUUGGUGGCAUAUCUGCGGCUGUUUGGGCCGUGUCUACAGUCAUUGAGGUCGUGUUAUAGCGGUAGGUAGGUAGGUACCCCCUCUCCUGCUCGAUCAGAGCGACCUCAGACAUUUCUAAUUUUUUAUAUAUACAUGUAGGAUUCUUGUAUCCUUGCUACGCGUUCACCCUCCCCUCCCCGAAAAGUAACAUUUGGAAACAAUAAACUGUUGGGAUUACUGAACUAUGGAUUUCAACAGCAGCGGUGGCGGCGGGGGCAGCGAGCUGCACAACAACCAGUUUUAUCAGUGCGAGGAGAACAAGCCUCUGCUGGGGGAGAUGUCGGAAGGGAAUAAUAACACCAAGCUGGGCGCAGGGCCGUGCAAGAGGACCCUGCACCACUGCAGCAGCAGCGGGAUGCGCUACAAGCUGCUCCACGAGGGGGACAUCCAGGUGUGCGUGGUCAAACACCCCCGCACCUUCCUCAGCAAGAUCCUCACCUCCAAGUUCCUGCGGAGAUGGGAGCCGCACCACCUCACGCUCACAGACAGCAGCCUGACCUCGGCCACCCCCACUGGUUACAUGGAGACAUCAUUGUCCUACAGCUCCAUAGAGGACCUGCAGCUCCUUUCAUGGGACAAUGCUCCAAAGUACUGUGUCCAGCUCAGUUUCCCUGGUGGCACCGUCCUGCUGCAGGCUGCAAACAGCUACUUAAGGGACCAGUGGUUUCACUCCCUGCAGUGGAAGAAAAAGAUCUACAAGUACCGUAAGGUCCUGAACAACCCGAGCCGCUGGGACGUGGUGCUGAAGGAGAUCAGAGCGCUGGUGGACAUGGCUCUGACCUCUCCACUGCAGGACGAGUCCAUCCACCAGGCUCCACUGCACAUCAUCUCCACCCUGCUGGCUGAGAACUCUAAUCUCAGCACUCAGGAUCAUGAGAACAUCAUUGUGGCCAUUGCUCCUCUUCUGGAAAACAACCAUCCACCACCUGACCUGUGCGAGUUCUUCUGUAAGCACUGUCGGGAGCGGCCGCGGUCGAUGGUCGUGAUUGAAGUGUUCACUCCUGUGGUCCAAAGAAUCCUCAAACAUAACAUGGAUUUUGGGAAGUGCCCUCGACUGCGUCUCUUCACUCAGGAGUACAUCCUGGCUCUCAACGAGCUCAACGCCGGGAUGGAGGUCGUCAAGAAGUUCGUCCACAGCAUGCACGGGCCUACGGGGCAGUGCCCUCACCCUCGUGUCCUGCCAAACCUGGUGGCGGUGUGUCUCGCUGCCAUUUACUCCUGUUAUGAGGAGUUCAUCAACAGUCGGGAUAACUCUCCCAGCCUGAAGGAGAUCAGAAACGGCUGCCAGCAGCAGAACGACCGCAAACCGCCGAUGCCGCUCCGCCUGCUGCGGCCCGAGCCUCCCACGCCGCCUCCCGCCACCACCACCAUACUCCCCCUCUCCACCAACCCUAGCCCCCCUCAGCCGCCUCCCCCCGCCCCCUCGAACCCGGCGCCGUCCGUCCCCAUCCCCAUCUCCUCCCCGACACCCUCCCUGCCCCUCUCCCCUCCCCCUUCCGUCGUCAACUCCAGCGAGAUCCUGGUGGAGCUGGAGCGCAACAACAACUCGGCCAACGCCAAGCGGAAGGUGGGGCCGUCCGGGGGAGACAGCGAACCCAACCUCAUCGACUGUCUGCUGGUCAGCCCGGCCGUCAACACUCUGUCCAUCCAGCUGCCGGCGCAGGCCGACCGCGUGCUGGGCUGCUUCGCUCUCAUCCUCAAGAUGCUAUCGGACUAUGAUGACUGGAGACCUGCUCUGGCCAGCCUGCUGCAGCCCAUCCCCUUCCCUAAAGAGGCCCUUGCACAUGCCAAAUUCACAAAGGAACUGAAAUAUGUUAUUCAGAGGUUUGCGGAGGACCCGAGGCAGGAGGUCCAUUCCUGCUUACUCAGCGUGCGUUCAGGUAAAGACGGCUGGUUCCAGCUCUACAGUCCAGGAGGAGUGGCCUGUGAUGACGAUGGAGAGCUGUUUGCCAGUAUGGUUCAUAUAUUGAUGGGCUCCUGCUAUAAAACCAAGAAGUUCCUCCUCUCACUGGCUGAAAACAAGCUGGGUCCCUGCAUGCUGCUGGCCCUGCGUGGAAACCAAACCAUGGUGGAGAUCCUGUGUCUGAUGCUGGAGUACAACAUCAUCGAGAACAAGGACACCCAGCUGCAGAUCAUCUCCACCCUGGAGAGCACCCAGGUCGGCCUCCGCAUGUACGAACAGCUCUGCGACCGACAGAGAGAGCUCAAAGAACUGCAAAGGAAAGGAGGCCCCACCCGCCUGACUCUGCCCUCCAAGUCCACGGAUGCAGAUCUGGCUCGCCUGUUGAGUUCAGGCUCUUUUGGGAACUUGGAGAACCUGAGCUUGGCCUUCACCAACGUCACCAGUGCCUGUGCUGAGCAGCUCAUCAAGCUGCCUUCACUCAAACAGCUCAACCUCUGGUCCACACAGUUUGGGGAUGCAGGGUUGAGGUUGUUAUCCGAGCAUCUGGCCUGUCUUCAGGUGUUAAACCUGUGUGAGACUCCCGUCACUGAUGCUGGUCUGCUGGCUCUCAGCUCCAUGAAGAGUCUGUGCAGUCUGAACAUGAACAGCACCAAGCUUACAGCUGACACAUACGAGGACCUCAAGGCCAAACUGCCCAACCUGAAAGAUGUGGAUGUCCGGUACACAGAGGCCUGGUGAUCGACCACGCUCACACACACCCUCAUUACAUAACCAGACACACACAUAAACAUAUGCACACCCUGCACACCGACUCAGACACAUACAUGAAACAUUGUGUGGUGAUGUCAUCUCCAUCGUCGUCAUCAUUAGACCUGGAAGUCUGACAUCAUGGCAGCGGGAGGAUUACCUCAUGUAGACCAGAACAUGGUUUAAAGGAGGUUCAGAUGUCAUCAAACAACCCCCCUCCCCCCCCGUAGUCACCAAGAAGGAACUGUCCCUUUUUUUUCUAAAUGAGAAAUCUUUCUGGACCUUGUCGCUCCCCUUACUUGUAGAAGGACUUGUUUUUACUGAUCAGAGGACAUGCAAGGACCCGCCAUGUUGUGACAAAAGGGACCCUUUUCUCUCUCCGCCUUUAUCCUUUGCCCUGUCUUUCAUAUAUGGUUUCGCAUUUUUCAUAUAGUCAUAUACAGCCAGCUGUGCCCCCUCCCCCUCCCCACCACCUCCACCUGUGUGUCGCAUCAUGAGGAAGAUCUGAAUCAACCCCCCUUCGCUCCACUCAUAGCCUUCCUCCGUCUGUUUUUUUCUCCCCUCUCAUGCCCUCGUGCGAUGAAGGCUGGAUAUCAGAUCCACGAUGUAGCUCUGUUGAACUGUUCCUCCCUCUCAGUUGUCACCCUCAACCUCUUUCAGCUCCAGUUUUCAGGUUUCUGAUUCCGGCCUUUUUCAAAUCUUUUCAUUGGUGAAAAAAAAAAAAAAAAUGAGGUGCUACCUCCGCGAGAAAAGAAGAAGUUUGCAAGACUGUGCCUAUUCCUCAUAUACGACAAGUUCACACUCUUAAAAGGAAAAGACGAGGAGGAGAAAAAAAACAGUUUUUAUCAACUUGAAUGAACAUAUUUUUCCAGACAUCUGUGCUUUCAUAUAUUGUGUGUUUCUAUAUAAAAACAUGCGAAUAUGAAGAAGACCCGCCAGUGAUGAAACAUUUCAGAAACAUUUUCGGGAGAUCUGCAGGAGAGUUUUAACAGCGAUGGCAACAUUUGUUCCUUUUUCAUUUGUUUUCAGUGUACAUACUGAUGAUCUCCCAUUUACUAUUUAAUAGGACAGUUGUGUAGCAGUAGCUGGGUGGUCUGGGACUGCCUGAUAUUUAUAAGUUGUGUCUCUAAAGCCUCCUUUACUCUGUCUCUCCUGGAUUUUGUUCUGACGAUAAUGAAGUACCCAGUCCCCCGUUAUCUACUUUCAUUUUUAUUUUCUGUUCUGCGACCCCCCCCUUAACACGAGAAGCCAACCCAAGAGGGCACCAGUACACGGAUCUCUCUCUACCUGCCACGGCGGUAGCGUAGACCUGUGAAGUAAAGUGGGACAUUCUUAAGUGGACCUGUAAAACGUGACCUAUCACCAGCUGAGAGUUUGUAUAUUUUCAUAUCCUCUGCUAUUUUUUUUUGGUUGUCGUUUCUUGGCUCUGACGGUUUGAAAAGAAGAAGAAAGGACAUUUGCCAAACAUCUUCAUCAAAAUUUCGUUUUUUUUUUGUUGUUGUUUUUGUGCACUUGCUUCAUCAGGCCAACACGAGCUUGGUUUCUAAUCAAAGCUGAUGAAGUGGUGAACUUGUGGCGACCCCGCCUGUGGAGAGACACCGACACUGUUUUGCCUCCCCCCCCGCCCGCCCUGCCGCCCCCCACGUCUCCGGCCUCCCUUCUAGGGUCGGAGUGGAGUGGAGGGUCACAGCACCUCUAGUGGAGCUGUUGAUGAGUUGCCUCUUGUUAUCUUUCUACCUGUCACACCACCUGUUUUCAACUGUUCUGCUGUAUUUAUAUAUUGCGCCAUACAUAAUACAUGGGUGGCAUUUUCAGGCUAAUUCUCAUCUAAAGGAUGGGAUGAAAAAUUUACUGUACAUAUUCUAUUACAAUGGGCUAUAAGGGACAAAAGUUUGGAAGAAAAAAGGCACCUUUCGGCCGUAUUUGCCCGUCUACAUUCCCUCAAGGUGUCGCCUGUUUAUUGCGGUGACAUUUCAUACGAUGUGGUAACUGCCCUGACACACUGCAAGUCUGUCAGUUUCCCCUCUCUGUCUUGUGUCAGUACCCUACCAAACACACACACGCACACAUACACACGUCAGAUUUCCACCCCUCUUUUUUCCAGUUCCAGUCAGCCUCAUUCUGACUGCAUCCAUCCAUUUUUAUUUAUACGUGUCCACCUCCAGAUGCUCCGGAUGUUUGUUCGAAACGAGGCACAAGCUGCAGCAGAGGACAGAAUACCGUCCGCUCCCACACGCUUUGUUUCCUAUUUAUUGGGUGCCAUGACAGUUUUUUCUGUUUGGCCUGUAGACUCAGUUUAUGUACGGCCAUCUUCAGGUCUGGCUUUAAAGACCUUGUUGCUCUCUUUCAUAUCCUGUAUGAUGUAUAUACGAGUGUAUAUAGUCGUCUCCUCCCUUACUCUCUCUGAACCAUUUUUCAAUCCUUCCUCCUUUCUUCUUCUUCUUCUUCUUCUUCUCCUUCUUCAUCAUCCUUUUUUCUGUAUUUCUCUCAGCCUCCCUCCAAUCGGCAGGCUGACGUUGCCUUCAUCUUAACGAUGUGUGUGUGGUUGUUUGUUUUUUCACACAAAGUGCACUGUAAUCUAAAAAAAACGAUGUUUUCAAUGAGUAAUAUCUUUUAAGUUUCCAACUUUAUUGAUUUGAUCACUUUAAUCAAUCAUUUGUUUCCUGUGUUCUUGUUUAGUUGUUUUUGUUUGUUGUUGUUUUUUUUUUGCAUGUAUACAUGUCGCUGCAUCAUCUGGUAUUUUUAUUUUGUAAGUUUGUUUUAUAAAAAGGUUUGAAAUAUAAAGGGUGUGAUCACUAUCUCACUGAGGUUAAGGACUGAAAUGGAGAGAUCCGGUCAAACUAUUUUCUUAUUGGUUGUUGCCAGGAUCUACCCCAUGAGCCCCGACAGAUGCUGUUGGUCGAGGCAGUCAGGGUUAGACUGAAGAGAAAAAAAAGCCAAUACUGUCACUUUUAGACUGAAGCUGCCCUCGGCUGAGAUUUUAUAAUGCAAGUUUGACCACUUUCAUAUCAAUAACAGAAAAUAUUUCUUGUUUCCCCAAGAACUGUAUUGUAAUCCUGCCACAUGACCAUAUCAGUGGUGGACCACACUGACUGACUUUUAUUUUGAAAUAAAGGUGCUGGUUCCACACAUCAGUUUUAAACUUACUGUAGUUUGGUUUUACCCCCAAAGUUCUUUAAGUCAGGUUGUUGUAAAGGAAUAAUUUGACAUUUGUCUUUUUUUGCUUUCUUGCUGAGAGUUAGAUGUGAUGAUUGAUACGACUCACAUCUGUACACUAAAUGUAAACCUACAGCCAGCCAUUGGUUAGCUUAGCUUAGCUUAGCAUUGCUUAGCGAUACUAGAAACAGGGAAGAAGCUAGCUUAGCUCUGUCCAAUCUGUCUGUAAUUUCCCAACUUGGGAUCAAUAAAGUAUAUCUAUCUAUUAAAUGAUAUAGCUCACUAAUUAACACAUCAUAUUACAUUUUUUUUAAAGUGUAAGCUGCAUAAACCGAAGCAUAAAAUAACUCCACUGGUUGCCUAGGAUACACACUAGGAAAUUAAAUGAUCUAGCCAUGAAAUAUCUGGUAUAUAAUCCACAUAACACCACAUUGUUUUUACACAAGAAAAACAAGCUAUCACAUUAGUUCAUUGGUGAGCUUUAGAGUUGCUAAUAGGCUGAGUCUUUAUGCUAAGCUAAGCUAAGCUAACCAGCUUCUUAUUUAACGUACAUGAGUGAGGUAUCAAUCUUCUCAUCCAACUCUCUGCAAGAAAGCAAAUGAGCACAUUUUCCAACAUGUUAAACUGUUACUUUAAAAAAAGGAAUAAGUGGGCAGGAUUGGGGAAAUCGCAUCACUGAACACAUCUGACAGUUUUUUGGCCAUGACUGUGAGCCAGGGGGGCCAGCAUGUUGAGAUUACAACGGAAGUUUUUUUUUUAUUUUUUAUUUUGUAUUACUGUAGAAGAUGUGAUGGUUGGAUAGAAAACGCCUCUUCUGUUGUGUCAUGUCUCCGUAUCCUGUGGAGCUCACUGUGCUUUGCUUUUGGUUCCCAUCCUGAUCCCUCCCCUCUUUGUCUGUUAUUUCUCAGAUGUUUUUUACUCCUCACAAACUGUAAAGAGUUUCUACCAUUGUCCAAGUUGUGUACAGCUGUGCUCGGGUCUUAACAGUUGUAAUGGAAGGAGCAGGGUCAGAUAUGGCAAAUCUGACAGACUGAAAAAAAACAAAAAAACAAUGACUCAUGAUUCCUUUGUAGUAAAAAAUCUUUUUUGGCAGCUGGAAAAAGGGCGCCCAUCAUGUUUUUCUCUCUCUUUUUCAGUCUUUCUCCACAUUGAUCUGCUUCUCCUGCUGGGUUAUUAUUAUUAUUAUUGCUGCUGCUGCUGCUCUGUGGCUGUUGUAAUAAAAAUACAAAAGAUCUUCAACAGGAAAAAUAACAACUAUGAUGUGAAAUAAUUUCAAUCAAAAUUAAAUUGUCUGUGAAUAUGUUUCAA